Molecule: messenger RNA, 755 nt
Organism: Alexandromys fortis (reed vole)
Lineage: Eukaryota; Metazoa; Chordata; Mammalia; Rodentia; Cricetidae
Product: 4-aminobutyrate aminotransferase-like
Exons: 2
Coding region: 30-395 (121 amino acids)
Biological process (GO): GABA catabolic process
Cellular component (GO): mitochondrion
Molecular function (GO): pyridoxal phosphate binding
Source: RefSeq, a predicted model, not a curated record
ACAGAACCUGGGUCGGCCCCCGAGAGCUGAUGUAUCUGUCUGCUGUUCUUUUACAGAGUACUUUCAUCAACAGACCUGCCUUGGGCAUCCUGCCUCCAGAGAAUUUUGUUGACAAGCUCCGGGAGUCCUUGAUGUCGGUCGCACCCAAAGGCAUGUCCCAGCUCAUCACCAUGGCCUGUGGCUCCUGCUCUAAUGAGAACGCAUUCAAGACCAUCUUCAUGUGGUACCGGGUAAGCAUUGGGGCGGGAGCCGCUCUGACUCCCCACCACCACAGUGUUCGACUUGGAUAUAAUCUCAAGCAGAGGUUUUCGACCUUCCUAAUGGUGCUGCUCUCUCCUACAGCUCCUCGUGUUCUGCUGACCCCAACCAUAAAAUUAAUUUUGCUACUGCUAUGAAUCAUAAUGCAAAUAUCUAGGUUUUCUGAUGACCCCUGUGAAGGGGUUGCUGGUCUAGAGAGCUUCAUUGGAGCUUUCCCAGCACCCCAGUGCAAUGUCGCACAAGAGGCUUAGAUUCUGCUGUCAAUGUUAAUGGACUUAUUAGGGUCGAGCUCACAACACAGGCUUAGCCACCUGUUCUCAAGAAGCUAAUUAAAGAGAUGAAUUAAUAGUUAAAAGCAAAACCUGGGGAUUUAAGACAGGUUGUGGUAAUGCAUGCCUUUAAUCCCAGCACUUGGGAAGCAGGGACAGGAGGAUCUCUGUGAGUUCAAGGCCAGCCUGGUCUGCAGAGCGAGUUUCCAGGACAGACUCCAAAGCUAC